UGAGAAUUAAAUUCUGGAAAAUUACAAUAUGAACCAAUAUAUUAAUAAAUUUAAUUAAAACAUAAUAAUUAGAAUCCAGAAUUUGAGGAUAUUAUCUCAUUUAAUAGUGCUGGAAAUGCUUUUGUAGUCAAGGAUUAAAAUGGGUUUAGUGAUUUUGUACUACCAAAAUAGUUUAAACAUCAAAACUUUAGUUCCUUUAUUAGACAAUUGAAUAUGUAUGGCUUUAAAAAGAUAAGAAAUGUUAAUAAUCAAAAUCAGUUCAGUCAUCAUUAUUUUUUAAAAGGAAGAGAGUACAAAAUUUGAUUAGAAUAGAGAUCUACUAUACAAAAUCAUAAGAAAAAAUGGUGUAAUGUAGAGAUGUCAUUAUCUUAAAUUAUAAAAUAAAGCAAAGAAAGAAGUUACUCAAUUAUAUUCCAACUAUUCAGAACUGAAGACAGACAUAGAAUAAAUUUAAAAAGAACUUAUUUAUUUUUAUUAACAAUUUGAUUAAGUUAAAAUUGUUAAUAUUAUUUCUUAGUUUUAAGGUACUCUCUCAACUUUGAUUGAUUCCUCUAGGCAAUAAAUUAGAGAAUUAAGCAUUAUUAAAAAUUAGAACUCCAUUUGUAAUGAUUUACUUUUCUAAGUAUUGGCUAAUGUAUCUAAAUCAUAACCUGAAUAAAAAUAUCAUUGUAGAAUUUCUUUUAUUUAUGCUUAGUCCAAUAUCCCUUUACUAACUCUACCCAAUAAACUUAAACUACUAAAAGCAAUGGAAGCGAUAAAGAUGAACUAAAUAAUGAUAAUGAAAAUAAUAAUAAUUCAAGUAAAGAGGGUAAAAUUUAUAUUAUUGUUAUUUUUUUAAGAUACCAAUCAAAGUUUUCAGAGUAAUUCUUUUAGGGAACCUUAACAAUAAGUAAAAUCAGAUUGAACGGAAAUUUGCAAUUAUAUAUAUAUAUCCAUAUGAAGCUAAAUUUUUUAUUUAAUAAUUAUUCUUAAUCUUUAUUUAGUGUUAUUGUAAUCUAACAAACUAUAUAUGAAUUAGAUCAUAAAUUACAAAAUAAAAUAUAGACUAUCUAAAUUUUACAUAUUUAUAAUAUUAUAGAAAUCUUCUAUGAUAAACAAACUAUUAUCCUAAUUAAAAUGAUAAUAUAAUUUCUUGAAAUAUUUUGUAUUGAAAAUAAAGCUAACUUAAUUCAAACAAAGUAAUAAAUGAAAAAAAGUUCUAUAAAUUUUUCUAUACUAUCAAUUAAAUAUGAAAAAAAAGAUUAAAAAUUUCAAUCUAAAAUGUCUGGAGGUAAAAUUUUAGCAUAAGCAUUAAAUGAGGGUUAAUAUCUAUUAAAAGUUGUAUCUACAUAAGAUCUUUAAUGAGUAAAAUUAUCAAAUUUCCAGUAAGAAACAUUAGAAUACUCUCCUAAAACAUUUUUUGCUGAUGAUAACAAUGGUUUUGGUCUAGCUGGUUCUAUUUUGUAUGGAGUAUUUCUCAAAAAGGUAUUCUUAUAAUCAAAAUUCAUAUUAUAAUUAUUAAUUAUGUAAAACACUUUAUAUGACUUUAAAUAAGAUGAACAGAAUAUCAAAAAAAUUAUAGAUAAGGAGAUUAAUGGUAAAACUUAAUUAGUUUACGAUAUUGAUAAAUAUAAUUCCUAAUUUUAAAUUUUAGCUCAAGAUUGUAUAUAAUAGUGUGAAAGAACUACUCAUUUAAAAGGAGCAAAAGAAAUGGUUGAAUGUAUAAUUUAUUAUAUCACUUGAGUUAAGGCAUAAGUUAUAAGCCACGAAAAAGUCAUUGAAGCCAUUAGAUAAGCUAAUUUUGUAGAAAUUCAAAAUGUACAUUAAAGGUUCAAAAGACUUUUUAAAGAAAUCUUGGAUUAAAUAUCAAAUUAAUUAGGUAAUGCUUAUAAAUAGGAAUUUUUGAAAUUAUGGUUGGAUUGUAAGAAUUCCAAGACCAUUUUAUAAGAUAGAGAAUUAAAAAUAAAGAGUUCUGAGACAACAAUAUAAAUUUAAGAAUAAGAAUUAAUUAAAUUAAGAACCCAAUAAUCAUCAUAGACUACAUUUUUAUAAUUGAACAAAUAGCUAGAGGAAACGAUUAUUAAUUUAGAGAAAGAUAAUAAUAACUUAAGGGAAAGCCUUCAAAAUCAAACUAAAAAUUAUAAUGACCUUAAGAGUAACUUUGAAGAACUAAAUAAAAAACAUAGCAAACUUUAGUAGUAAUUUGAAGAAAUUCAAUCAAUUUUUGAAAAGGAAAUAAAUCAAUUAAAAUUAUAAGAAUAAAAUAUUAUUAAAGCAAAUAAAGAUUUGAUUGAGUUAACAAAUCAAUUAUCAAGCUAAGUUGAUAAAUAUAAAGAUUUAUAUGAAAUAUAAAAUUAAAAGAACCUUGAUCUAAAUGAUCAAGUUAAAUAUUGGAAAUCAACUCAUUUUUAAAGACUUGUUGAUUUACAAUAAUCUGAAUAAAGAAUAGGAUCAUAAAAAGGUUAUCUUUUUAAAUAUAGAAGGGAAGUAUAAGAUUUAAAAAGAUUUAAACUUUAAAGUGAGGAGGCAAAGAAAGAAUUAUCCAAUGCAAGGUAAACAGUUCAUAUUUUAAAUUAAUAAACUGAAUAAUUAAGAAUGAAUUAUGAAAAUGUAAAAACUUAAAAUCUGAACAUAUAACUUGAAAAAACAGAUAAUUUAAAUCAAAUUCUAAUUAAAAAUGCUUCAUCUACUAAAAAAACAAAUAAUGAUUCAAAUUCAUUUCAUGAUUCACCUAAAAAAGGUAAAUUUGAUUUUGGCUAUAUGAAAAAAUCUGUUUAAUAAUAGACUCCAAAAGAAGAAUUAACAUAAUUAAUAAUAAACAAUUUUAAAAUUCCAAUUUAAUUAAAAUAAAAAAACAGAAGUGCUAGUGCUAAAAAGAAUCUUUAAUUAGAUACUGAUUCAUCUAAAAAUAAUAUAGCUUUAACUGAGUUUGAUCAAAUGACCCCAUUUUUGGACAAUAAUUUAUAAUAGUUUACAUUUAGCCAGGCUCAAAGAUUCCCUUCAAGCAUGAAAAAGAGAAUUAAAAGAAUAAACACUGAAGGAUGA
This is a messenger RNA of Paramecium sonneborni, 3024 nucleotides long. Lineage: Eukaryota; Ciliophora; Oligohymenophorea; Peniculida; Parameciidae. The record is from the annotation of a GenBank genome assembly.